Messenger RNA from Paraglomus occultum, 735 nucleotides. The record is from the annotation of a GenBank genome assembly. NCBI's taxonomy places the organism in Eukaryota, Fungi, Glomeromycota, Glomeromycetes, Paraglomerales, Paraglomeraceae.
AUGAGCCGCAACAUCUGCUUGGUCUUUCUCUUUAUUGCUCUUUUCUCUGUAAUCCCUUCAUCAGCCGCCGCCGUUGCUAGUAUUCAAAGAAGAUGGAAUAACACUCCACCCGCCAAUACUCAAUGUUGUCCGAUCGCUGUCUGUCUAUUCCAGCAGGGCAGCAUCUUUGACACUCGUAAACGUCAUAUAGACGUGUUUGAUGGAUUUAUUCAAUUUACGGAAACGUUUAACAACUCAUUAUACGUCAGCGGUUUUCUGGACUUUGAAAACGCUACAACGGAGCAGACGGCUGAUCACCUUGGCUUUGACGUACACGUAACCAAGUGCAACGACUUAAGCUUUAACAAUAUUGAAGGAGGCAUUUCUUUGGACGACAACAACGACAUUUUUGAUCAACCAUUCUUUGAAGUCGUUCACAACAAAACGGUUAGCGAUGUCGUUGAUUUAUGCUGCAUUGUUGCGAAAGAUGUAAGGAACAACAACAGCCAAAACGACGGCCAAAACAACGGCGGCCAAAAUAACGAUGGCCAAAACAACGAUGGCCAGAACAACGAUGGCCAGAACAACGAUGGCCAGAACAACGAUGGUCAGAACAACGACGGUCAGAACAACGAUGGUCAGAACAACCAAAACAACCAAAACAACGGCCACCAGAUUUUGGGCGUUGCAAGAGUGAAACAAGCCGUACAGUGCAAGCCUACCCCCCAGAUUAUUCUAGGCACUGAUUUCAAUUAA